UCACAGUGCUUAUCACGGUGUCAUGACAUCAUGACAUCACAGUGCAUCUUUUGAUGUUCCUGACCCUGAGAGGGAGCCUGCUGAUGCCCAGACAGAUCCUAGGUGGAGCCCCGGGAAAAGUCCUGCGGAUCCAAGAUGCUGAGCGAGAGCUGGGUGAAGAAGAAAAGCUUUCCCUUGUUGCUACUGUUAUUGUUGCUGCUAAUCUGGAUUAAGUGUUCGCUCUAAAUCAAGAAAAUCAACUCAAUCGACCGAACCCCAGGAAGCUGACGCCUAAAAUCAGGGAGGACAGGCCCACGGAACGACAAGAAUCUAAUGUGAACCACAACGAAGAUUGGUUUAAAUAGCGCAAUAAGAUCAUCCAUCACUACUAAAAUCCAAAAGGCUUUAUACCGCUUUCACCAGAAGGGAAGUUAUUACAGUACUCCAGUCAUCCAAAUGCCAGUCUCAUGGCAGACAUUCCAUUGAAAAGUUCCACCAUCACACCAGGAGGAGUGACCCAGUGUGCCCUGGACUCACCCAACCUGCUGCUGGAAUUGCAUUUGGGAGUAGAGGAAGCCCAGGUCACAUCCUGGAGGACGGAGUGAAGCCGGUUCUGGAGCUGAUUGCCGUUCAUGGCAAUCAUGGCUGAUUGCCCUGACGAUAGCCCUCCGGGGACGGGUCGAGCUACAGCCGGAAGCUGUGGAGCACAGUCGUUGGUGGGAUUUAUGGAUUACAAUUUUUCAGAAAUUUGCUCUCAGUCUUCAGCAGCCAAAUCCCUCUUUCCCGCCUGUUCCAUGGGCACCGGCACGAGCAGGCUGUACGACACUCUGUCCAAGACGGUGGGCCCCGACCCCGAUCCCGGUUCCAGCCCGCAGCGCACCGGCUACCUGACGGUGGAUCUGGGGCUGCCGGACUCCCUGGACCCCCAGGAGCUCCUGGAGGAAUGCCGGGCGGUGCUGCGGACCCGGCCCCCUCGCUUCCAGCGGGACUUCGUGGACCUGAGGACGGACCUGACCAGCAGUCACCGGCCCAUCCGGGUCAUGCAGUGGAACAUCCUCGCGCAAGCUCUCGGGGAAGGCAAGGACAACUUUGUGCAGUGUCCGGCGGAAGCGCUCAAAUGGGAAGAGAGGAAGUGCCUCAUCCUGGAGGAGAUCCUGGGCUACCAGCCGGACAUCCUGUGCCUGCAGGAGGUGGACCACUUCUUUGAUACCUUCCAGCCCCUGCUGAGCCGACUGGGCUACCGGGGCACCUUCUUCCCCAAGCCGUGGUCCCCCUGCCUGGACGUGGAGCACAACAACGGGCCGGACGGCUGCGCCCUGUUCUUCCUGCGGGACCGCUUCGAGCUGGUGGAGAGCACCAACAUCCGGCUGAUGGCCCUGACGCUGAAGACGAACCAGGUGGCCAUCGCCCAGACCCUGCGCUGCCAGGAGACGGGCCGGCUGUUCUGCGUGGCCGUGACCCACCUGAAGGCCCGCACGGGCUGGGAGCGGCUCCGCUCGGCCCAGGGCUCCGACCUCCUCCGGAACCUGUGCGCCAUCACGCGGGGGGCCGAGAUCCCCCUCAUCGUCUGCGGGGACUUCAACGCGGAGCCCACGGAGGAGGUCUACCGGCACUUCGCCACCUCCAGCCUCAACCUGAACAGUGCCUACAAGCUGCUGAGCUCCGACGGGCAGACGGAGCCCCCCUACACCACCUGGAAGGUGCGGGCCUCGGGCGAGGCCCGGCACACUCUCGACUACAUCUGGUACUCCCAGCGCGCCCUGCGCGUGGAGUCCGCCCUGGGCCUGCUCACCGAGGAGCAGAUCGGCCCCAACCGGCUCCCGUCCCUCCAUUACCCCUCCGACCACCUGUCCCUGGUCUGCGACUUCGGCUUCAGGGAGGACCCGGCCCCUCCCGAGGUCCCGGCCCGAACGUCCGACCGGGGGAGCCCGAGGGAACCGCAGUAGGGAGGGUGGCCGGAGGGUGCGGGGCUGGGGGAGGCGGAGCCGACGGGCGGUCCCGCCGCGGUCGAGCUGGGCCCGGGGAGGGGCCGCUCCGCGGAGGGCGCGGACUUUUGAUUAAAGCCUCCGGCCCGGAAGGGGUUCGGCAGCCCGGAUCUGGCUUCUGUUUGGGUUCUUUUCCCUCAGCGUUUCUUGAAAUCUCCCCCGGUUUUCUUCCCAAAGUUUGUGUCGGAGGACCCGACUCCGUUCUCGUCCUGCUGGAGUAGGCCGUGAGCUGGGCGGCGGGCAGAGGGUGCGCUUUGCGUGUGUGCUGUUCGGGGUGGGGGUGAGGUGGAGGGUGUAUGAGUAACUGGCCCUGCUGGCACUCUUCAGCUUCAUUUGUGUUGAGGUCUUUCUUGAACGUUAAAGGAAUGUGCACGGAUAACGUUUGUGUUUUUGUUUAACUUGUAUCUCAGUGAAAACGACAAACGUCUGACACUGGGGAAUCACUAAGCGCUUCUGAACAAUUCAGAGACGUUGGGUGACGUCAUCGGGGGGUUUUCGCGGUAACUGUAUAAAGUCAAGGUUUGGGGAGGGGCGGGAAGGGGUCGUAAAGGCCAGACAGUGCUGAUGCAACAGGCCGACUGACGUUCGGAAGAGAGCGAAGAGCAGCGGCCUCCACGCUAUCUUACAGAUCGUCAGGCGGCUCAGGGUCGGUGUGUCCGUGCCGACGGUCGCCUCUGCCCCCUUGCCCCAGUGGCCCCGGCAUCGGGCACCUGCCUUCCCCCAGCGUCCUGCCUUCCCCCAGCGUAGGCACUCCGUGCUGGAUGUUCCCCGCCCACCCUUUUGAUAAGCCACCUUUUUUUUUCUCGUCCAUUUUACCCCCUCCCCAGUUUUUGAGGUAACUCAUCCAAGAGGCCUCGCGUACCAUUUGGGGAGAAGCAACAGUGAGUUUGCGCGUGUGCUCUGUUCGGGUAGGUCUGCUGGGCUAUCGCCGAGCGGCUUCGGCCGUAGCCUUUACCCUCACCCCGGCUUCCAGCCUGGAGCAGUCGAGGAGCUCCCGGUCGGCACAGGGUCACGGUAAUAAAGAGGGCGGAGGUGGCCUGCGGCCGCCCUCUCUCAACUAGCGAGGAGUCCGGGUAGAGCUGGCUAGGAGGGGCUGAUCUGGAGGGAAAGGUUGUGGGUCCCACAGUGUCGAUCUGCCGAGUUGUAAAUAUUCAAGAGGAAUAAUAAAUAGCAUUUAAAAGUAA
This is a messenger RNA of Ornithorhynchus anatinus (platypus), 3148 nucleotides long. It is a transcript of the gene NOCT, whose product is annotated as nocturnin. The transcript has 6 exons. The record is from RefSeq and is a predicted model, not a curated record. The coding region runs from base 612 to 1925 and encodes 437 amino acids. NCBI's taxonomy places the organism in Eukaryota, Metazoa, Chordata, Mammalia, Monotremata, Ornithorhynchidae. Gene Ontology annotation, molecular function: poly(A)-specific ribonuclease activity. Gene Ontology annotation, biological process: circadian rhythm.